Yamadazyma jaroonii is the source of this 5292-nucleotide messenger RNA. Lineage: Eukaryota; Fungi; Ascomycota; Pichiomycetes; Serinales; Debaryomycetaceae. The record is from the annotation of a GenBank genome assembly.
AUGUCAAAAGAAUUCUUUUCAGCUAACCCUUUCCACAGGGAUAGUAGGGCUAGAAAUCCCGAUACAGCUCUCACUGGUCAUAGUGAUACUCAAGAUCAAGAAUUUACAGCAGCAAUUCCUUUGAGUGGAUUUAAAACUCCAAAAAUAAAUCCUGAAAGGUUUGGUGGUAUUUCUAAGUUUGGAGAGUCCAGUAGAUUCGAAGGAGAUUUAGCUGAUGAAAAAUUAUCUGGUUUAGUUGGUGAUUCUCCCACUAAGGGUCACGACCCUUACUCAGCUUGGAAUCCUAAGGAAUUAGUUCCUAUCUCUGUUGAAGACAUGGAAGCGAUCUUCCUUCGAUUAACCGAAGUCUUUGGGUUUCAAUUCGAUAAUACGAAGAACAUAUUUGAUUACUUUAUGAGAAUUCUUGAUUCCAGAGCUUCUAGAUUAGGACCUAGCAGAGCUUUGAGAUCAGUACAUGCAGAUUAUAUUGGAGGUCUUAAUGCAAACUUUAGAAAAUGGUAUUUUGCAGCUCAAUUGGAUAUCGAUGAUUCUAUUGGUUUCACUAAUUUAAAAAUCAAUGGUAAACCGAGAGAUAAAUCACUUACAGUAGAUAGUAUGUUGGAGUCGGAGGCGAAAUGGUACAAUACCAUGACCAACUUAGGAGCGGAUGAAUGUGUAACUCAAGUAGCUUUAUACUUACUUAUUUGGGGUGAAGCCAACAAUGUAAGAUUUAUGCCUGAAUGUUUAUGUUUUAUUUUCAAAUGUUGCAAUGAUUACUACUUCUCAGAGUCGAAAUUUUCAGUUAAACCAAGUAAAAGCUUUUUAGAACAUGUAAUAACCCCUAUUUAUAACUUUUAUAGAGAUCAAUGUUAUCAUAAGGUUGAUGGAAAUUACGUUCGUUUGGAUAAAGACCAUAAGAAUGUCAUUGGUUAUGAUGAUAUGAAUCAGUUAUUUUGGUAUGAGAAAGGAUUGGAAAGAAUUGUUCUUGAUGACAAAACAAGAUUGAUCGAUUUACCUCCAGAAAAUAGAUACAGAAACCUUAAUCGAAUUGUUUGGAGGAAAGUAUUCUCCAAAACUUUCAAAGAAUCCAGAAGUUGGUCUCAUGUAUUGACCAAUUUCAAUAGAAUUUGGAUCAUUCAUGUAUCGAUGUUUUGGUAUUUUACAAGUUUUAAUGCUCCUUCUUUAUAUACUCAUCGUUAUAAUCCAUCUUUGGAUAACCAACCAACAACACAAGCUCGUCUUACUAUCAUGUCGAUUGCAGGGGGUAUAGCUUGUUUGAUAUGUUUGAUAUCUACUUUAUUUGAAUUAUCCUUUAUUCCCAGGAAAUACCCUGGUGCUGAGCCAUUGUUUAGAAGGUUUUAUAUGUUAAUGCUAUUGUUGGCUUUUAAUAUUGGACCUUCAAUUUAUUAUUUAGGUUUCAAGCCUUUGAAUCAUCAAAAUAUUACGGGAUUAGUUAUCACUUCCAUUCAAUUUGUCGGCUCAUUGUCCACGGUACUUUAUUUAUCAUUUGUUCCCCUAGGAAAAUCUUUCAAACCUUUAGUAACAGAAAGUAGGAGAUUUCUACCUAAUGAUUAUUUUACACUGAAUUUCCAUAAACUUAGAGGAACAGAACAGGCUGCUUCGGUCGGUCUUUGGCUUGCUGUAUUCUUAUUCAAAUUUGUUGAGUCGUAUUUCUAUCUCACAUUAUCAAUAAAGGAUCCUAUCAGAGAAUUAAGAGUAAUGACAAUGACUAGAUGCGCUGGUGAUAUUUGGAUAGGAAGGAAUUUGUGUAAAUAUCAUUCUACCAUCGUGUUAGCUUUGAUUCUUUUAACUGAUCUAGUGUUAUAUUUCCUAGAUACUUAUCUUUGGUACAUUGUGUGCAACACAACAUUUUCUAUAUUCAGAUCAUUCUACAUCGGAGUUUCAAUUUGGACUCCAUGGAGAAAUAUAUUUUCAAGAUUACCGAAAAGAAUUUUUGCAAAGAUAAUUGCAGCUCCAAAUGAUGGAUCAAUCAACUCCAAAUUCUUAGUUUCCCAAGUUUGGAACUCAAUUAUUAUUCUGAUGUACAGAGAGCAUUUAUUAUCAAUAGAGCAUGUACAGAAACUCAUUUAUAAGCAAAUUGCUUCCCCCAAUGCUAUGUCUGAAGAUGAAACCAUUUUGAAAGAACCUUCGUUCUUUGUGUCCCAAGAGGAUAUGACCAUGAAAUCAACAUUAUUUCUGGAGAAUUCGGAAGCUCAAAGGAGAAUCACUUUUUUUGCACAAUCACUUUCUACCCCUAUGAGAGAGAUUGGACCUACAAGUUCCAUGCCUUCAUUUACAGUCUUGGUACCUCAUUAUAGUGAAAAGAUCACUUUGUCAUUAAGGGAAAUUAUACGAGAAGAGGAUCAAUAUUCAAAUAUCACCAUGUUAGAAUAUCUCAAGAAACUUCACCCCCUUGAAUGGUCCUGUUUUGUUAAGGAUACAAAGUUGUUGGCUGAAGAAUUUAAUAGUGAUACAUCUUCACCGGAGUUUGGUGUUAAUGAAAAGAUUGACGAAAAUCCUUACUAUUCAGUUGGGUUCAAGGUGGCCACCCCUGAAUAUGUUUUAAGGACUAGGAUAUGGGCAUCGUUGAGAGCACAAACCUUAUAUCGUACUAUAUCAGGAUUCAUGAAUUAUUCUAGAGCCAUAAAAUUAUUAUUUGAUGUGGAAAAUCCCUUGGAGAAUUUUGACUCUGAACUUGAAAAGUUAGAAGCAGGUUCUUUAAUGGCUCUUAGAAAAUUUUGUUUGUUAAUCACCAUGCAAAGAUUCAAGUAUUUUACAGCAGAAGAAAGGGAUAAUACAGAAUUUUUAUUGAGAGCUUACCCUGAGUUGCAAAUUGCCUAUUUAGACGAAGAUAUUGAUCCUCAGACAGAUGAAACUAUUUAUUAUUCGGCUUUGAUCGAUGGGACUUGCCCAAUAAUGGAGGAUGGUGAAAGAAUUCCGAAAUAUAGAAUCAGAUUGUCAGGUAAUCCUAUUCUUGGAGAUGGGAAAUCUGAUAACCAAAAUCAUGCCCUUAUUUUCACCAGAGGUGAGUAUAUUCAAUUGGUAGAUGCUAACCAAGACAAUUAUCUUGAAGAAUGUCUCAAGAUAAGAAGUGUUCUUAACGAGUUUGAAGAAUCGGCUCCUCCAUUGGAUGUAUAUUCAUUGGAGUUGAGAGAUAAGGAGUAUUCUAAUCCUGUGGCUAUCAUUGGAACCAGAGAAUAUAUCUUCUCAGAGAAUAUAGGUGUUCUUGGAGAUGUGGCUGCCGGUAAGGAACAGACUUUUGGUACUUUAUUUGCCAGAACUCUUGCUCAUAUUGGAGGUAAAUUACAUUACGGACAUCCUGAUUUCUUGAAUGCAAUAUUUAUGACUACUAGAGGAGGAGUAUCGAAAGCUCAAAAAGGUUUACACCUUAAUGAAGAUGUCUAUGCUGGUAUGAAUGUAUUAUGUAGGGGUGGUAAGAUAAAACAUUGUGAAUACAUGCAAUGUGGUAAAGGAAGGGAUUUAGGAUUUGGAUCGAUUUUAAAUUUUACUACCAAGAUUGGAGCAGGAAUGGGAGAACAAAUGUUAUCCAGAGAACAAUUCUACCUCAGUUCCAAAUUACCCUUAGAUAGAUUUUUGUCUUAUUAUUAUGCCCAUCCAGGAUUCCAUUUGAACAAUGCUUUUAUUAUACUUUCCAUCAAAUUGUUUUUGAUAGUAGGAGUUAAUAUUGCAGCAUUAACCAAUGAAAGUAUUGUUUGUGAGUAUGAUAAGAAUAGACCUAUAACAGACCCACAUUUACCUAGUGGAUGUUAUAAUUUAAUACCAAUAGUUCAUUGGUUGGAAAGAUCAAUAUUAUCAAUAUUUAUAGUGUUUUCUAUAGCAUUUUUACCCUUAUUUAUCCAAGAAUUGAUGGAAAGAGGUUUCUAUAAGUCAGUCACCAGAUUGAGUAAACACGUAAUUUCAUUAUCACCAUUAUUUGAAGUAUUUGUUUGUCGUGUAUAUGCAGAGUCAUUAGUAAGUGAUAUGUUCAUAGGUGGAGCCAGAUAUAUAGCUACAGGUAGAGGUUUUGCAACAGUCAGAGUCCCAUUUGCCAUCUUAUAUUCAAGAUUUGCAACUGAAAGUCUUUAUUUUGGAGCCAUUUCAGGAUUAUUAAUCUUUUAUACAUCAAUAGCCAUGUGGAAACUUCCAUUAUUAUAUUUUUGGGCCACUAUAGUUGGACUAUUGAUUUGCCCUUUCAUAUUUAAUCCUAAUCAAUUUAGUUUCAACGAUUUCUUCAUCGAUUAUAAAAACUAUUUGAGGUGGUUAUCGAUGGGUAAUAGUAGAUCAAGACCAAGCUCAUGGAUAGGAUUCACAAGAAUGAGCCGAAGUAGAUUGACUGGAGUUAAAAAGAUGAAAAAUUUCGGAUUUGAUGAAGUCAGAAUUAUAAGUAACGUCAAACCUUCUAAGUUUAACAUAUUGAUCACAAGAUCAAUCUUUGAAUUUAUUGAAAUUGGAUUCUUAUUGGCAGCCUAUUUAUUUGCCAAUUCUUUGAACGAUACAAGGAAUGCUUCUCCUACAUCAAGUCUUUUAAGAAUAUGUAUCAUAACAUUUGGUCCUAUUGUAGUGAAUAUGGUGAUCUUAUUAGUUUUCAACGUCGUUUCAUUACUUUUAGGACCAUUUUGUUCUUUGUUUUGUAGUAAAUUCCCCAGUUUCAUCGCUAUGAUCGUUCAUUCAUUAGCAUUGAUCAAUCAUAUAAUUUUUUUCGAAUUAUUGUGGUUUUUGCAGAAUGGCGAUUUCUCCCGUACCAUUUUAGGGUUAGCAGUAUCAAUUUUAAUGCAAAGUUGGUUAUUGAAAACCAUCACCACUUUGGUUGUUUCCAGAGAAUUUAGACACGAUAGAGCAAACAUUGCUUGGUGGUCAGGGAAAUGGAUAGGAUCAGGUCUAGGAGUUCAUAUCUUCACUCAACCUUUCAGAGAAUAUAUUUGUAAGAUAGGAGAGAUGAGUUAUUUCGUUGCAGAUGUUCUUAUUGGUCAUUUCAUACUAUUCAUUCAAUUUCCUUUAUUAUUCGUACCCCUUAUAGAUAAAUGGCAUACUUUGAUGUUAUUCUGGUUAUCACCUGCCAGUCAACUUCGUCCUCGAUUAUUAACUAAGAAACAACGACGGAAAGUUCAUUUGACUGUUAAUGUGUACUUUUUCAUUUUCUUAGUUAUGAUGUUGCUAUUUAGUUGUUGUUUUGCUUUACCUAUAAUCAUCACCAGAAUUUUGAAAGUGGAUUUGGAAGAUCUUAUGCCACAAAUCAUUAAAGAUUUGAUUCAACCUUUACCUGUGAACAUGAUGAAGAAAGGUUUGAAGGAAGGUUUGAUCAAAAGCUAUUGA